AUGCGCGCGGUAGAGCGGAGAAGCGUGAACAGCAUGGCGCAGCGUCGGGAGAGGAGUACCACUGCCUCCGCGCCGCUACCUCAGUGCUCCACGCGCCGCAAUGGGUUGCCCACCGGCGGCGGCAUCCAGACGCCUCCUAACGGCAAGAUGAACCCCCAUUCCAAGAACGCCGGCAACGCGCUGCAUGCGGCACACCUUCUGCCCGCCCUGCCGGGCUCGAUCACCGGCCAUAUCCUUGACGACUCCGCCCUACCAGCGCAGCUCCUGCUCGCAUGCAAUACAACCACCACCGGCACCGCCUGCACGGGCACUAGCGCCACUGCCACCGCCAUCGCUAAUGCAAAUGCCGACGCCGGUUUUGCCUCCCUCGCUGGCUUCAGCAGCCCCAGACACGACGAACCCAUCGCCACCCGAGGUCCUCCAACGGCCCGCCGUACAGGCCAGGUGGAGGCGGGAGACCGUGAAGCGGACGUCGCCGAUGCCACCAUCACCACCGCCAGGGGUGUUGUUACGGAGCCCUGGCGGUGGCAUCGGUGUCGCACAGGCCCAGGCAGGGAGACUGCUGCUGCAAACACGGGUGCGGACGUCAUGCCUGAUAUCCUGCCUUCCAGCAACUCCCAGCCCCGGCCGGGCCCCCUGAUCCAGCCCCAGCCCUCACGCCUGUUCCUGCCGUACAUGUGGGACCCCUCCCCUGAAACAUAUAGCGACCUGCAGCGGAGCAACACCGCGCCGCCGGCACCGCCGAGAAGGAUACUGCGUGACUGGGGCCUCUUCAGUCGUCUGCACCGUACUCGACUGGAAGCCCGAUACGCUGUCACUGCUGCCGCUAUGUCCGAUGGUCAGGUCCUGUUGGGUGACAGCAUCCCGGCGGCUGGAGACGAAGACUACGGCCGCAUAAGCUCCAGCUUUGCUUCUGUCUCCGUUAGCAGCAUCCAUGGGGGUCGCUCAACAGUCGGCGCUAAGGUGACACCGCUGGGGCUGCUGCGGCGGCUGCUGCAUGCAUUCACCAAGCGCAAGCGCCAGGGCCUGGUCACGCGGGAUGGGAAAGGCCGCGAACGCGAUGCGAGCAGGCGCACCCAGAAGUGUGGUGAUACUCUGACUACUGUGUCGUACUGCUCCUUGGGAGCCACACGUUACCACUCCGAUGAUGACAGCAAGGAGGAGGAGGAGGAGGAGGACGCCGAAAAAGCGUUGCAAGUUUUGCAGCGGCAACGCUGCGACAGUAAAAUUCUGGCCCGCGCACGGCUAGGGCUCGGCGUGCGGCGACAGGACCCGCUAGCGGCUGCAUCGCCUGCAGGCCCACCUUCAGCUGCAGCCGCAUCUGCAGCCUCGUCUGGGCAUGUGUAUGCAUUCAGCCAGCCAGCGCCUCCAGCGCCGACCGGCCGUAACGGCAGUGCUGGCCCCGAGGACAAAGAGGGCGACAAGGACCCCAGUAGGUCCCAGAAGGCGCGGAUUUCCUCCAUCGCAAAUCUGCGUGCUCGGCUGGCAGGUGCACGGCGCUCUGUGGGGGCCCCCGUGGAUGCCCCGCCUAGUCCGAAGCUAGGCAGACUAUCCUUAUACUCCCUAGUGGCCAUGCAGACGCAGUCACGGGACGAGCAAUGCCGCUUCUCGGAGCCAGUGGCAGUUCUGGCUUCGACGCGCACGACAAAGCGGCUGGGAGUGGUGGCAGCAACUGGUAGUUGUGGCGAUUAA
Messenger RNA from Volvox carteri f. nagariensis, 1692 nucleotides. RefSeq lists its product as uncharacterized. The coding region runs from base 1 to 1692 and encodes 563 amino acids. NCBI's taxonomy places the organism in Eukaryota, Viridiplantae, Chlorophyta, Chlorophyceae, Chlamydomonadales, Volvocaceae. The record is from RefSeq and is a predicted model, not a curated record. The transcript is spliced from 5 exons.